Messenger RNA from Ictalurus punctatus (channel catfish), 2031 nucleotides. RefSeq names its product sarcospan (Kras oncogene-associated gene) (gene sspn). Gene Ontology annotation, cellular component: dystrophin-associated glycoprotein complex; sarcolemma. The transcript is spliced from 3 exons. Lineage: Eukaryota; Metazoa; Chordata; Actinopteri; Siluriformes; Ictaluridae. Bases 295 to 975 code for a protein of 226 amino acids. The record is from RefSeq and is a predicted model, not a curated record.
UAUGUGGCUCUCAGGCAGUUCAAAAUGUUUUCCAUAUUAGUUCAGAGCCCUCUUUGAUUCCAAAUAGCUGCAGCCGAGCAGGCUGGCUCGGAGAGGAGCCCCCGGCAGGGAGGGGAGGAGUAGGGCAGGGCAGAGGGGUGGUAAACAGUACGGAGGGCCAGUCAGGGAAAAGAGAGAAGAAGGAAAACUGGAGACAAAAAGAGGAAAAGGGGUGAAGAGAAGAAAGAGGUAAAGAAACAGAAAAUUCUAGGUUUGAAGAAAGACUAAGCCAUUGUGCUUGAGUAAGGAGGAAGCAUGGGGUCAGACAAGAGUCCAGUGGGGUCUAGUGGAGGGCAGAAGAAGGCCAAGCCUGAUCGAGGAGGCCCAGACGCCGAGGGAAGCCACAAAUGCUGUGGCUGCCGCUUCCCACUGCUCAUCGCCCUGCUACAGCUGCUACUGGGCAUCACCAUCACAGUCAUGGCCUUCCUCAUGACCACCAUCAGCCCCUCUCUGCUGGCCAGGGAGACACCCCAUUGGGCUGGAAUCAUUUUGUGCGUUGUAUCUCUCCUGGGCUUUGUGCUCUAUUUCAUCACCUAUUUGCCUGAUGAGAGGACCUACACACAAUUCAUCAUAAAGCUCGUGUAUUUCCUCCUGUGUUCAGUGGGCCUAGUCAUCUCCAUUAUAGUCAUCGCCUUCCAGGGCCACCACUACUCUUUAACCAAUGGCUUCAUAUGCAGGGAGAUAGGCCAGGAUUGUAUCUGCACACUGGAGCCAGAGGACCCCAUUGCACGCACCUUCACCUACGCCGAGGUGACAGACUGCACUGCCGUCACAAGCACUCUCAUGCUGUACUACCUUCUGCAGAUGGUGUUGAACCUAGCUCAGGCCAUCAUCUGCUUGCUAGGAGCUUUCAUCAUGUGGAAGCACCGCUAUCAGGUGUUCUUCGUGGGCUUGCAGAAGAGUUCACCCUCUACUCAGCAAUGGCAGAAAGUUUAAGAGACGGGCAGUGACAGAGGCUUAGCACUGGGAGAAGGGACAAAAAGUUCUCCUGGGAGCAAAACAUAUGGAGUAGUUGAGUGUGUUAUGUGUUGAGGGAAUGUCCAGAAUUUCCCACAGCAUGUCUAUUUGUGUAAGUGUACAGCUGAAGAUGCAUGGCGUGGCAGUAGCAUACUCUACUGUGGUGGCAAAUUACAGUCCUUUUUAGGGCUCCUGUAUUUUUCUGUAUUGGCAUCUGGACAUUUCCACUAAUAUAAAUGUAUACUUGCUUUCACCAGUGUCAAGAAGGAUAUUCUUAUCUAACAGGCUGUAUAUGUGAUCCAACAGGACAGCUGUCAUUCUGGGAGAGCUACAUAUUCACUCUGUUUGCAUAGGAUUUGCAUAUCAAACUGAUGGCCUUAAUAGAUAGCAGUUAUAUGACAAAUCCCCACUGUUACCUUCUCAACGAAAAAGCACUGAUAAGUGUUUUAUGUCUGAAUACGUCAUUUUUAAUCUGCUUGUUUCCUUAAGGCAGUGGUGCUCAAAAAGAGGUCAGUGAUGUAUUGCCAGAGGAUCCUCCGUUUUAUGUCAAUGUGUGAUCAUGGUAGAGAUCACUGUCAAAUUGUUAUAGUUAGUUACUCUUUUUAUAGUUAUUAUUGAUUUAUUAGCCUAAGUAAAAUGUCACCUGAAUUAAAUGGUUACUCAAAACACACUAAUGUAUGUUUUUUUUAAAUUAUUAUUAUUAUUAUUUAAAUUUUUAGGAAGUUGUCCAUUUCAUAUUCCAAAACUAAUCCAAAGUUAAUGGUCAGCUUGAAUCUAACCUCAGUUUUAAUAAAACAUGUGGCUUACGUGCUGUUUAUACAGUAUAUUACAGCAUCUUGAAUCAUUUUAACACAACAAAUGAGACAGAUUGCAACUAUUUCGAGAGCCCCUGACUUAAAGUAGGUUAAAUAUUGCAAUAUUAAUACUGUAUCUUGGUUGAUUAUGUCCUGAUAUUGCAGUGUAUAAUCACAAUGCAGCUGCCCUUUAUAUUGUUUUAUAUGUUACAAUCUGAUAAAUAUAACAUUGUUUUAUUGA